This is a messenger RNA of Naegleria fowleri, 789 nucleotides long. RefSeq lists its product as uncharacterized. The transcript has a single exon. Bases 1 to 789 code for a protein of 262 amino acids. The record is from RefSeq and is a predicted model, not a curated record. Lineage: Eukaryota; Heterolobosea; Eutetramitea; Acrasida; Naegleriidae.
AUGCAACCACAACAACCUUCCUCCUCUUCAACCACUGCUUCCAUUCAUUCCGUUCUGGGAGAUUUAGUGGCACACUAUCCUCACUCUGCUCCCAUCAUUCUCAACGAAGAGAAUAUUGAUUACUGUUGUGGAGGACAGAGACAAUUGUUGGAGGCUGUUGGCAACGAUUCGGAACAUGCUCAACGAGUGAUUGAGAGAAUUCUCAAGAAAGAACAGUCCGCAAUUGAGAACAAGCAAAACGAAACGAUCAAUUUCUUGUCCAUGUCGGCACAAGAUCUUGUGGAUCACAUUAUCGAACAUCAUCACAAGUAUUUGAGAGAAAACAUUCCAAAACUUUCUGAACUCUUAUUGAAAAUAUAUACAGUCCAUACAGGAAAGUUGCUUCAACAACAUGAAAAGGUUUCAGAGGAGACUAGAAGAUCCAUUGAACUCUUGGAAAAUAUGUAUCGACUGUUCAUGAAACUCUCUACUGAGCUCUUAAUACAUUUGGUGAAAGAGGAGAAGGAAAUUUUCCCAACCCUUAUUCGAUAUUUAGAAGAGGAAAAGGAUCAAACUCAUCACACCGAAUCAUCAAGAAGACUUGUGAAAGAUUUUAUCGAGAGCCUUCUGAAGGAUCACAAUGAGGCUGGUGAUGCCAUUAAAGAACUCGCCAGCAUGAGAAAGACAUUGCCUAAUUAUUGCAAAACUGUUGAGUUGACGAAGAAACUGUUGUUAGAAAUGGAGGAGAAUUUAUAUAUUCAUGUACACUUGGAGAACAAUAUUCUUUUUAAGAGAGUUCAAAACAUGUAG